Fusarium falciforme is the source of this 1017-nucleotide messenger RNA. Its product is annotated as RGS domain-containing protein. The coding region runs from base 1 to 1017 and encodes 338 amino acids. Gene Ontology annotation, cellular component: plasma membrane. The transcript has a single exon. Gene Ontology annotation, biological process: intracellular protein localization. Lineage: Eukaryota; Fungi; Ascomycota; Sordariomycetes; Hypocreales; Nectriaceae. The record is from RefSeq and is a predicted model, not a curated record.
AUGGGUGGUGAUCCUCAGGCGUCAUCUGGUCAGAGCGAACAGCAACAACCAGAAGAGUCGGGAACGGUUGACACAAGUGACCCGGAGCGAUCUAGCCAGGUGCUACGCGUCUCUCAGGAUGAUCAACCGACAGAGGUUCCGACCCCGCCGCCAGUUGAUAUGGGUCCUUCAAAAGACCAGAUUCGCGGGUAUUUCAUGGGUCCAUCGCUGAGAGGUGGCGGCUCGACGGACUGGCUUCCCACCGGAAGUGUUUCAACUGUACUCUCGCGUACGCGGCACUUUUUUGCUACCUUCAAAAGCAGACGUGGCCCAAAGGCCGGCGAGGACCGUGUGAAGCGUCUCACCCAACUCAAUUUGCGUGGAGGUGCAAGCAACUCUUCUUUGCCUACCUAUGGGACUAUGCGGUUAACCAACUCCGAGGAUGUCGAGGAGUCCGCGGCCAGUUCCCUAGAGAGGGAAGGAGACCUUGAUCGGCGAGCAUCCGCCUUUCUACGAGGGGAGCUAUUUUCAGGUCGAGCUACUCCAUCUGAUGCAAACGACACACAACUAGGCCCCGCUGCUGGGAGUAGCAGCCGGCCUUCAACAGACCAAGGCCCAGCUACCGCCGGCACGAUUUCAAGACAGGACAUCCGAGCCUCGGCAGAGAAGAUAAUAUAUACAUAUAUCCUUCCCGGCGCGGAGCGCGAGAUCAUCCUUCCUGUGCCUAUGACUGGAGAUCUGGUUGCCGCAGUGGAAGUAUCAGACCGUGACGAUCCUGAAGUUUUUGAUGUUGUCAAAGACUACGUCUUUAAGGCAAUGGAGAGAGACGCCUUCCCCAGCUUUCUCCGUAUGAGAGCUCUGGCAAAUUUAACUCCGCCCACGAUGAUCUUGCACCUCGUGCUUGGGCUGUUUUCUUUGUUCGCCGCUUUUUGGUCUGGAUUUGUCUUAAUCUUUUUGGAUACAGACAGGAAAACGCGGGCUUGGGUAAAACCUCCUGAACGGAAUUAUAACGCGCAGGCUAACAAUGAUUCCAGCUAA